Manihot esculenta (cassava) is the source of this 2967-nucleotide messenger RNA. RefSeq names its product arginine decarboxylase. Lineage: Eukaryota; Viridiplantae; Streptophyta; Magnoliopsida; Malpighiales; Euphorbiaceae. The transcript has a single exon. The coding region runs from base 481 to 2655 and encodes 724 amino acids. Gene Ontology annotation, molecular function: arginine decarboxylase activity. The record is from RefSeq and is a predicted model, not a curated record. Gene Ontology annotation, biological process: L-arginine catabolic process; spermidine biosynthetic process.
CAUGCAAACCUCGCCAAGUUCCGCCUUUGCUGGUCGUCUUCUCCGACGAUAACACCAAACUCUAAUUCGCUCUCUUUAAUCGUUGUCCUUUUUUCCACCGUUUACGCUGGUUUCCCUCAUUUUCAUUCCCUUUCCGGGAAAAUCCUCUGUCUCUUUCUCUGUUACACGGGUGUCUUUCAUCUCUUAGAUCUGGUGUGGGGUUAUUUCGGUGCAUAGAAUCUGCUUGAUUUCCAGUUCCCGGUGUUGGAUUUAGAGUUGUUGUUUUGGGUUAAAAUUCUUCUGAGUGGUCGGAGUGGGGAUCAGAGAGACGAGUAGGGUAAAGAGAGGGGGUUGGUCCGGUCUCAAUAGAUCCUCUACUGCUUCUUUUGAGGGGGUAGCCGGGGCCUCGGCCUCGGCGGGUUUUAAAGCCCCCACCUUCACAAACUGAGAAGAAAAUCAUUAUCCUAACCUUAACUUUUUAACAGAUCGUCGCGGAAGACGAUGCCGGCCCUGGCUUGCUGCGUAGAUGCUGCCGUUGCGCCUCCCGGCUACGCUUUUCAUGCCGGGGAUGGCUCCCUUCCGUCGCCGGUCCAAUUUUCCGGCGUACCUCCGGCACCAACCACUACCGCCACUGCCUCCAUCGAAAGCUCUCCUUCUCAUUGGUCAUCUUCCCUCUCAUCUGCACUCUACAAGAUCGACGCUUGGGGUGCUCCGUACUUUUCUGUCAACUCCUCCGGCAACAUCGCCGUUCGUCCUUAUGGAACCGACACCCUGCCUCACCAGGAAAUCGAUCUGUUGAAGAUUGUGAGGAAAGUUUCGGAUCCGAAAUCCACGGGCGGACUUGGCUUGCAGCUGCCCCUAAUUGUUCGCUUGCCUGAUGUGCUCAAGAACCGGCUUGAGUCUCUGCAAUCAGCUUUCAAUUUUGCAAUCCACUCUCAGGGCUAUGAGGCUCAUUAUCAAGGUGUUUAUCCGGUGAAAUGUAACCAGGACCGUUUUGUUGUUGAGGAUAUCGUGAGAUUCGGAUCUCCAUUCCGGUUUGGGUUGGAGGCCGGGUCUAAACCGGAGCUCCUCUUGGCAAUGAGCUGCUUGUGCAAGGGAAAUCCGAAAGCUCUCCUUGUUUGCAAUGGUUUCAAGGAUGGAGAGUACAUUUCCCUAGCAUUGCUUGCUAGAAAACUCGCUUUGAACACUGUGAUUGUGCUUGAACAAGAAGAAGAACUGGAUUUGGUUCUGGCAUUGAGCAAGAAAAUGUCUGUUAGGCCAGUGAUUGGAGUGCGAGCCAAACUGAGGACCAAACAUUCGGGCCAUUUCGGGUCCACUUCUGGCGAGAAAGGAAAAUUUGGUUUAACAACGACCCAGAUUUUACGGGUUGUGAAGAAGCUUGAGGAAACAUCCAUGCUUGAUUGUCUCCAGCUGCUACAUUUCCAUAUUGGAUCUCAGAUUCCCUCUACUGCCUUACUAGCUGAUGGUGUAGGUGAGGCCGCGCAGAUCUACUGCGAAUUAGUCCGUCUCGGUGCCCACAUGCAAGUACUCGAUAUUGGUGGUGGGUUGGGUAUCGAUUACGAUGGAUCCAAAUCUGGUAAUUCAGAUCUCUCCGUGGCUUACGGGCUUGAAGAGUAUUCUUUAGCUGUUGUCCAAGCUGUUAAGUUUGUUUGCGACCGCAAGAAUAUUAAGCACCCGGUGCUUUGCAGCGAGAGUGGCCGGGCUAUAGUUUCUCAUCACUCCAUCUUGAUAUUUGAGGCCGUCUCUGCAAGCGUAUCUAGUGCUGCAUCGAUGACUAAUGCAGGGUUUCAGUAUUUUAUGGAGGGGCUUACAGAGGAUGCUCUUUCGGAUUACAGAAAUUUAUCAGCAGCAGUGGUGAGAGGCGAGUAUGAAACCUGUUUGCUCUAUGCUGAGCAAUUGAAACAAAGAUGUGUUGAUCAGUUCAAAGAAGGUAGUAUUGGUAUGGAACAAUUAGCUGCUGUUGAUGGCUUUUGUGAAUUGGUAGGUAAAGCAAUUGGAUUAUCUGAGCCAACUCGCACUUACCAUGUGAAUCUAUCAGUUUUCACGUCAAUUCCUGAUUUCUGGGGGAUUGGGCAGUUAUUUCCUAUCGUUCCAAUUCAUCGACUAGACCAGAGGCCUGCAGUGAGGGGAAUUUUGUCUGAUUUAACCUGUGACAGUGAUGGGAAGAUUGACAAAUUCAUCGGAGGCGAGUCUAGCCUGCCGCUGCAUGAAUUAGAAGGCGGUGGGCGGUACUACUUGGGGAUGUUUUUGGGCGGGGCUUACGAGGAGGCGCUUGGUGGAGUUCACAACCUGUUCGGUGGCCCCAGCGUUGUUCGGGUGUCGCAGAGUGAUGGACCCCAUAGCUUUGCGGUGACUCGCGCUGUGCCGGGCCCGUCUUGUAGUGAUGUCCUCCGGGUUAUGCAGCACGAGCCUGAACUUAUGUUUGAGACCCUCAAGCACCGUGCUGAAGAAUUCUGCCACCAUGAUGAAGACAGUGACGAUGGCAACGACAGUGAUCAUGGUAUGGGCAAUACUGCUUUAGCUAGCAGCUUAGCUCGUUUCUUCCACAACAUGCCUUAUCUGGUGGCUUCAUGUUCAUUGACUGCUUUGAAUAAUGGUGGUUUCUACUAUUGCAACGAGGAUGCUGCUGAUUCUGCUGGCGGUGAUGAGGAGCAGUGGUCCUAUUGCUGUGCUUGAGAUUAAUUAAUAAGCCAUAUCCCCACCAACUUUUUUUACCAUCCAUGGUUGGUUGUGUGCUAGAGGUCGUCUUGUUUAACUUUGUGUUUAUUUAUUUUUCCUUUGUUAAUUGCCAUUUUGAUAUCUAUGUUGUUCUUAAGAGCAAAAGAUUGAAGAUGCAGGACAUUCUUUUGCAUCUUCUGCUGAAAAGAGGGGACUGGGAAACCAAAUAAAUCCAACCCUUUUGUAAUUUCGUUAUCUUGUUCCCUCUUUUUCAUUUGUUCCUUCAGUAUAACUUUUUUCUUUUAUUUUUUUAAAGAGUUUUUUGUUCAA